Suillus paluster is the source of this 3099-nucleotide messenger RNA. RefSeq names its product Pkinase-domain-containing protein. Gene Ontology annotation, molecular function: ATP binding; protein serine/threonine kinase activity. The transcript has 5 exons. Gene Ontology annotation, cellular component: cytoplasm; nucleus. Lineage: Eukaryota; Fungi; Basidiomycota; Agaricomycetes; Boletales; Suillaceae. The record is from RefSeq and is a predicted model, not a curated record. Gene Ontology annotation, biological process: protein phosphorylation; intracellular signal transduction. The coding region runs from base 1 to 3099 and encodes 1032 amino acids.
AUGUUCACAUCCUCGAAUCAUGCCCACCAGAGCAAUGGUCUACACUAUGAAUCACAAAACAAUCACAACUCAAACGGUCACCUCCAUCCACCACAACCUUCCCAAUCACACAAGUCUGCCGCUUCAUCUCACCCUAAAGAGACAAUAUCCGUCAUUGGUAUACCUUCAGUCUCUAUACAGAAUGGAAAACUCCUCGUCGGAGACUCUCGUUCAAACUCCCAUCGCUCUUAUACACCCAUCAAGACCCUGGGUGACGGUUCUUUUGGAACAGUCUUGCUGUGUGAUUGGCAUGGGACCCUACCCCCCAAUACACCCCUCUCUCCUAUGCAAUGCGGUGGCGGAGCUAGGCCAGAAUGGGCUGGAAAGCGUCUCGUCGCCGUAAAGAGAAUGAAAAAGAAGUGGGAGGGAGGUUGGGAUGAAUGUAAAAAGCUCAAGGAGCUCGAAUCAUUACGUGCAAUACCAUUUCACCCCUGCAUAAUUCCACUCUAUGAUUUUUUUCUCCUACCAGAUACCAAGGAACUCUAUUUCGUCUUCGAGUCUAUGGAAGGUAAUUUAUACCAUCUCAUAAAGGCGCGGAAAGGCCGUACCCUUGCUGGUGGCCUCGUUGCUUCUAUUUUCCGUCAGAUCGUCUCGGGUUUGCACCACAUUCAUUCUUCGGGUUAUUUCCAUCGCGAUAUGAAACCCGAGAAUGUCCUCGUUACCACAACAGGCCUCUUCGAAUACCGUUCAAUAUCUCCGAUAGCACCUCCCAAUGCGCCUACAGAGAAGGAUGUCGUCGCGAUCAUAAAGCUUGCCGAUUUUGGCCUCGCGAGGGAAACACUCAGUUCACCGCCAUACACCGAAUAUGUUUCCACACGUUGGUAUCGCGCCCCCGAAGUCUUGCUUCUCAGUCGAGAUUACUCAAAUCCUGUCGACAUGUGGGCUCUUGGUACGAUCAUGGCUGAGCUUGUCAACCUUCGACCAUUAUUUCCGGGUUCCGGUCAAAUAGACCAGAUACAUCGCAUUUGCGAGGUUCUCGGGGACCCUGCAGACCAUGGAACGGACGUCCGUGGCAGAUCCGUCGGUGGUGGCAAGUGGACCAGAGGACUUAAGAUGGCGAAACAGUUCAAUUUCGCCUUUCCAAAGUCCUCUCCUCGGGACUUUUCGUCGUAUUUCGACCGCAGUGUCCCUCGCAAACUCAUCGAUUGUAUAUCGGACUUACUCAAGUAUGAUCCUGAUAAUCGUCUUACCAGUCGACAGUGUCUCGAACAUCCAUACCUUAUCGAAGCUCUACCAGGGAACGUUCCUCCGAUGCCUCCUGCUCUUCACACACAGACUCUGUCUUCUACGCCAUCGAAAUCAAUUUCAAACGGCAUACAUUACCUCACUCCCUCCGCUUCACCGCGCAGCAUCCCUCCAUCGCAUUCACAUCACUCUAUCCCCAAAUCACCCUACCAUCACCCUCCGAGCCUCCACCCGUCACACAUACCCGACGCUUCCUCCUCCCAUCGCUCCGCAUUUGUCCCCUCCUUCGUCACGCACACACCUAACUCGCACAAAACGUCAGAAUAUGUCGUUGAUCCACGCAUACACUCGCAUUCCCAUUACUCGGACAUUCAGGAAGAACUACGCACCCAAGGAAGCACACCGUCCCCUUGGGCUGGUCACGCGCGGAGUGAUUCCGACCAGAUGGAGGUAUCGUCUCCACAAGCAGAAGGCUUUCCUGACGUAUACCACGUGGGCCACCCUAUGGAAGUCCAAUCUUCCCCAACGGUACCGGAAUACCAGUCCCGUCCCCGUAUCGAGCCUGACCAUCCGAUGCCCGCCCACGAUGCCACCCAAUCGCCGAGCAUCAAACUCAGCAGCAAGCUACACUUCAGCCUUGGCAAGAAGCCCUCUAAAUGGGGUCUUUCUAUGUUUGGACACGGAGAGAAACUUCAUCAGCAGUCGCUGCCACCCGUCGACGAAGUACCUGCCUCUUCUAACUCAACGCCAUCGCUCAAGCGCACACAAUCCACGAACUCUGAUAGUCCGUCAUUGGCAGAGUUGCAGCCUAUCAACGGCCCAUCUCGUAAGGAUGCCAAAGCUAUCAAGAAGGAGGCAGAGCGACAACUGCGCGAAGCGGAAAAGCAGCGCCGCGCAAUGGCAGAGCGGACGCAGAGGGAACAGGCUCGUGCAGUCAUGCAGAAGCGCAGUCAGAUGUACAUGCAGACUACUUCGCGGAACGAGUUGGAGUGGAUGUGGCAAACGCAUGCCAGUUUGCUGAAUUCCAAUCAGCGGGGAACGCCAUACGAAGACAGCAAGUUGUCUGCUUCUGGUCCUAUUCGACAGAAGGAAACGCAAGCGGGUGUGAAGGUGUCAUCGCCAACGUUGAAUGCUGCUUCAGGUCGAUAUAUCAACCCUAUCGACGGCACGCUGGCUCCCACCGACCGGUGGGGGUUACGGGAUGAACGUUUGUCGAAAGCACGACGUAGAGACUUUGAUGAUGAUCACUCCAUGUCUUCGUCAGAUGUUCACAGCUUGAGCCGAAUGUCCGCCAUCUCGUUCGCCACAGUCGAUAGCGACCCUGGUCCGUCACGGACGCGAAGACCGACGCUGUACGGGAUCAACCGAAUGACAUCCGCUUCGUCGCUACGCACGGGCACGACGUCCUUUGACGAAUUCCCCACUUCUGCUCGGUCAUCAAACUCCAUCUCUCUGGACCACCAGUUCAAUGACUUUUGCAUACGUGCCUCUGUUGAUUCUUCCGCGUCAGGAGCUUCCUCACCUCCGCCUCUCAAUCUGCUUUCCCUAUCACCAUCACCACGGCCGUGGAUUCGCACCGAUUCUACCAGUCCACAGCACUCGUCAUAUAUGGUUCCUCCGAUGAUACGAUAUCCUUCGUCUUCUCACAAGUCAUAUGAAUGUAAUGGACAACUAUAUGGUCACCCUCCAAGUCCAGGGAUAGAUCCUCAAUCCGUCAUAAAUCCGAUAUUCAAAGUGACUCCAUUACCAUCAUCCCCUAGUGAUCAUCUAUCAUCGCCACAUUCUCUCCCCCCGUUCUCUCAACUGGAAGCAGUCGCAGAAGGGGAAUACCCUCCAUUGUCGCCCAUGUCUUUCCAUUCGCCGGAAGAUGACUGA